Entrophospora candida is the source of this 1614-nucleotide messenger RNA. Lineage: Eukaryota; Fungi; Glomeromycota; Glomeromycetes; Entrophosporales; Entrophosporaceae. The record is from the annotation of a GenBank genome assembly.
AUGCCGUGGAAGAACUCUGGCCUCGGUAGAACAAUUAUUAAAGAUAGAUUUAAAGGUCAUAAACCUAAAGAUGGCGAUACUGCAUUGCAUACAACUGACUUAAACGAUGGGCCUAGCUGGACAAACUUACAAUCAAUAACACAUCAAAAAGAUUUGGAUGAAUUUCUUAGUACGGCACAAUUAGCAGGAACACAAUUUACAGCUGAAAGGUUGAAUAUUAAGGUAGUGACAAAUCAUUAUGAGAAUCCGUUUCUUUUGAGCUCUGAAAAAGAAAAAGAAACAUUGGCAAGACAUGAAGCUAAUAAAGAACGAUUGGUUAUACCUAGAAGACCCAAAUGGGAUAAAUCAACAACCCCUGAACAAUUAGAACAUGAAGAAAAAGAAUCAUUCCUAAGAUGGAGACGUAAACUUGCACAUUUACAAGAACAAGAUGAAUUCUUGUUGACACCGUUUGAACGAAAUAUAGAAGUUUGGAGACAAUUAUGGCGAGUAAUAGAAAGAUCAGAUUUAGUUGUUCAGAUAGUAGAUGCUAGAAAUCCUUUGUUCUUUCGUUCAAUUGAUUUGGAAAAAUAUGUUAAGGAAAUUGAUGAAAAAAAAAAGAAUCUUUUAUUAAUUAAUAAAGCUGAUUUGUUGACUAAAUAUUUUGAUUCACAAGGAAUUCGGUAUAUAUUUUUUUCUGCAGUUUUAGCUAAUGAAGAGAUUGAAAAACAAAUAAAGACUGAUGUAAAGAUUGUAACAACAGAAGAUUUAAUAUCUUUACUAACAGCAGAGGUUCAAGAUAUGGAAGGAUUGGUCGGGUAUCCCAAUGUAGGAAAAUCAUCUACAAUAAAUACACUUUUAGGUGCGAAGAAAGUAUCAGUAUCAUCAACGCCAGGAAAAACUAAACAUUUCCAAACAAUAAAUCUAUCGCAAAACCUCGUGUUAUGUGAUUGCCCUGGAUUGGUGUUUCCAAAUUUCGCGACAACAAAUGCGGAAAUGAUUUGUAAUGGUGUAUUACCAAUUGAUCAGAUGAGAGAACACACAGGACCUGCUGCACUAGUCUCGAAACGGAUACCUAAAGAUGUUCUCGAGACUAUGUAUGGUAUUAAAAUUUUGACGAAACCUGUUGAGGAGGGUGGAAGUGGUAUACCAACGCCAGAAGAAUUUUUAACCGCUUACGCAGGCAGAUUAGCUGCUAGAGGAUUAACAAAAUCUGGACAUGGUAAUUAUGAUGAAUCACGUGCUGCACGAUAUAUAUUAAAAGAUUAUGUUAAAGGUAAAUUGCCAUUUUGUCACCCGCCACCAGAUAGCAAUAUUUCCAUAGAAGAAUUUAAUAUGGAACUUCAUGAUCCAAAAUUAUAUCUUAAAAAAAAUAACAACAAAAAAACGAUUACAUCAUCUAACAUCAAUGAUGCUAAAGAAGAAUAUGAAUAUGAUGAUGGCAUUAAUGACAUUAUCAUAAGUGGUGCCAAAAUUAAAGGAAAAUUUUCAAAAACGGUCAAUGAAUUUAAUAGGGUAAAAUUUUAUCCAAUUAAUUAUGAUAUUGAUGAUAAUAAUAAUGACAGUAGUAGGGAUGUAGGAAGGAUUGUAUUAACGGGUAAAAAACAUUUUAAAAAAGGGAGAAAGAAACAUUAA